Molecule: messenger RNA, 1053 nt
Organism: Limanda limanda (common dab)
Lineage: Eukaryota; Metazoa; Chordata; Actinopteri; Pleuronectiformes; Pleuronectidae
Product: olfactory receptor 8G17-like
Exons: 3
Coding region: 1-1053 (350 amino acids)
Biological process (GO): G protein-coupled receptor signaling pathway
Cellular component (GO): membrane
Molecular function (GO): olfactory receptor activity
Source: RefSeq, a predicted model, not a curated record
AUGGAAAACUACACCUACAACAGCUUCACUCUCCAGAUGGAGGGGUUAAAAAUCACAAAGGAAACCAUGUACCCUGUCUUUUUCUUGUACUUAACUUCCUAUAUUGUUAUAAUGGUUAUGAACAUUGGGAUUUCCAUUCUAAUUGUCAUAGAUAAGAACCUUCACCAGCCCAUGUAUCUCCUGUUGUGUAGCCUGUCAGUCAGUGACAUCAUCGGAAGCACUAAUAUUAUGCCCCGGUUGCUGUCAGACAUCCUGCGUCCUCCCUCCGAGCGCCUCAUCAGCUACUACGAGUGUGUGCUGCAGGGGUUCACCACACAAUUGUUCGGCACCACCUCUCACACCGUGCUCAUGAUCAUGGCCUUUGACAGAUACGUGGCCAUCUGUAAUCCUCUGCGUUACGCCGCCAUCAUGACCAACAAGAUGGUGGUCAAGCUUACUGUGUCUGCCUGGGGCGUGGCCUUUGUUCUGGUGGGGAUUCUGCUGGGUUUGACCAUAAGACUGAACCGAUGCAGGACAGUGAUCAUGAAUCCUUGCUGUGACAACGCCUCGCUGUUCAAACUCUCCUGUGAGAGUGUGUUUAUUAAUAACAUCUACGGCCUCACGUUCACCGUGGUCCUGCUCUCUUCUUCUAUCGGCAGCAUAGUUCUCACCUACGCUAAGAUCACAGUCGUGUGUGUGACCAGUAAGAGCAAGUCUCUGAACAGUAAGGCCCUGAAGACCUGCAGCACACACCUGAUGUCGUAUAUGAUCAUGCUGUGUAGUGGAUUUAUUGUUGUUAUUGCCUUGAUGCGCGACACAUUGGACUUCUCCAGCCCUACCUACGCCUUAACCGUAGCCCUACUUACGCCUAAACUGCAGCCCUACCUACGCCUUAACCGUAGCCCUACUUCGCCUAAACUGCAGCCCUACCUACGCCUUAACCGUAGUCCUACCUACGCCUUAACCUUAGUCCUACCUACACCUAUACUGCAGCUCUACCUACGCCUCAACCCCCUACCAAUGCCUAUACUGCAGCCCUACCUAGGCCUUAACCGCAGCCUUACCUACGCCUAA